AUGGAAAAGUACCGGCUCGUCAAGGGAGAUAUCACCAAUGACUCUUCUUCCGAGACGGUUGCCCAAUCUGAAAUACGCAUAACACAACAAGGCAAACCUAGGAAUUACAUUUCACGAGCCAUGGAUCUGUUGGCCGGUGGUGCGGAUACCGUCGUCUUGAAAGCCAUGGGACGAGCCAUCAACAAGGCCGUGACCAUUGCGGAAAUUCUCAAGCGCAAAAUGCCACUUCACCAGCUCAACUCGCUCAGUUCGGUGGAGAUGGUGGAUGUCUUUGAGCCCUUGGAGGAAGGAUUGGAUACCGUCACCUCGAGGCGAUAUGUAAGCUGCAUGAAGAUUCAAUUGUCGCGGAAUCUGGGGGACAUGCAGACAACAGACAUUGGGUAUCAGCCACCGCUUCCGUUGGAGGAGAUGCAUCCAGGAGACUUUCAUCCUCUUCGAGAGGCAGCACUGAUUGCUUCUUCCUAA
Messenger RNA from Cylindrotheca closterium, 465 nucleotides. Lineage: Eukaryota; Bacillariophyta; Bacillariophyceae; Bacillariales; Bacillariaceae. The record is from the annotation of a GenBank genome assembly.